AUGAAUGAAUCUCACGGAAGUGACGUGGAAGUCUUUAUGGGCGACCUGCCUCCUUCCACCAACAGAUACGCCUACGAAGGGAAAGAGCAACUCCAUCUAAUCCUAAGAAUUGAAUAUAACCGCCUAGGCCCAUUAACCCAUUCCCAGUAUGAACCAUUCAAGCCCAAUCUGGAAAUAUCCGAAUACUUCGUGAUUUUCAUUGAUCCUUCCUCUUUCGAGCAAGAGUUUUUGCUCCCAGACCCAAUCGCUGGUCUUCGUCUAUUCUACAACGCGGCCCUACAUAGCUUGAUUCUCAGAAUGUCAACUCCCGAGCAUUCUCAAGUUGCCGGUGCAUUGCACACCGCAGUAUCAAUUGCUUUGCUGCCCAUGGACCUUCACGAAGCAAUUCAAGUAUAUGGAGGAGUGGACGUCCCCGUUGGCAACGGAAACGUCAAACAACCAGAUGGGGGCUGGGGCCCCAUUCGGCACACUCUUGGUGUCCCCAAACGACCUGGGGUAGUCGUGGAGGUCGGAGUGUCCGAGCCUGAGACGAAACUGCACAACGACGCAAGAAUGUGGGUGGAUCCCGUCAGAGGGGAGGCAAAUAUGUCCAUCACUGUGAAAGUCAACCGGAGGAAGGCCCAGCUCAAAAUCGAUACCUGGGAAUGGGACUCAGGUUGCCAACAUCCCCAUGUCACGCAAUCUUGCGUGAUCGAGAGGUCUGGUGAUAAGACCACUGUCUCUAAGUACCCAAUUACGAUACCCUUCGAAUACAUUUUCCGACGAUCCCCGGAUAUUGCCAGAGAGACCGACAUUCGGCUUGAAAAGCAGUCCCUGGUCAACCUGGCAAUUUCUGUAUGGGCUGCACAACGGCUAUGA
This is a messenger RNA of Penicillium verrucosum, 858 nucleotides long. RefSeq lists its product as uncharacterized. The transcript has a single exon. The coding region runs from base 1 to 858 and encodes 285 amino acids. The record is from RefSeq and is a predicted model, not a curated record. NCBI's taxonomy places the organism in Eukaryota, Fungi, Ascomycota, Eurotiomycetes, Eurotiales, Aspergillaceae.